GGUUACCAUUUCCUAAUCCUUCAACAUACCAAUCCUCAAUGGUUCCAAUUCAAACACAGUCUCAGUACUCUAUUGGAUGGCAAGAUACUAUGGCGUUCUUUAUUGCUACAUUUACCAUUUAUUUGUGUGUUUCAACUAGUAUUUUAUAUGGAUUCUAUGGCGACGCUCGUUUGAUUCUUGGUCCAAGCUCAUCGCGUUUGAUACAAUCACGUUCGUUUUUUGUGGACCAAAUUGAAGUGACAAAUGAGUAUACCAAUGCUAAUAAUGAUAUUCAUCUUUAUGCUUUCAAUGAGAAACCAGAGUUAAAUUCCGAAAUAAAUUGGACUACAUCGAAGUUUUUAGUUGUUGAAGCAUAUAGUCGCAAGGGAAUUUCUUUGUGGUUAAAUGAAGGCUCCACUAUUUGUUUGAGGUGGGAAGCAGAAGCUAGCAGUUUAAAUAAGCUUGAGGGGAUAGUGAUUAAAGGAGAAAAAAGGUUUGAAAAACUAGAGCCUAACAAUGGUAAACGAGCUGAAUACAUUGUCGAGGAAGAUGAUAGGUACCAAAUUGGGAUUCUAAACAUGAAUGCAAGGAACAUAAUCUUGACUUUGCAUAUCAAUGUUUCUGCAAAGAUAUAUGAUACUACGAAAGCCACGAAUAAGUGCUCUACUCGGAAUGGAUCGUGCAAACUCGACCUUUUUUUCCCUAUCACAUAUUAUUUAGUUCUAACAGCGCCAAAAAAUGGAAAUGAUGAUGAUGAUGCAUGGUUUGUUGAAAUUUCUUUUAUGGCUCGUGUUUUUUCAUACAUAAUCCUUUUAGGAGUUUUCAUGAUUGUGAUUUUUAUGAUAUUGAAAUGCCUUGGAGCUGAUUAUGGUGAAAUUCACAAUGUCGCUGAAGCGCAAGAAGUAACUGAAACCGAACCUCUGAUGCAGCCUAAUCCAGUGACAUAUGGAACAAACAUUUUUCAUGAAAAGGAAGAAACAAAUUCAGAUGUAUCAGAGGAGUUAUAUGAUGAAAAGUUAUGCAUAAUUUGUUUUGAUGAACAACGCAACUGUUUCUUUGUUCCUUGCGGUCAUUGUGCCACUUGCUAUGACUGUGCACAAAGGAUUAUGGAUGAGGAGAGCAACUCUACUUUGACGGAUCAAAUUGCUAACCCUAAGAGCAAAGUUUGUCCUGUAUGCCGGAGAGUUAUUAAUAAAGUAAAAAGAUUAUUCUAGAGCAAAAGAGAUUAUUCAACAGUUAGGUUCAUAUUGCUGUAUAAUAUAGAAGUUGUAGAGGUCUCUAAAACUGCACGGUAAUUGCAAUUUUAGCCGUAUUGGAUGCAUUUUGCCGCGAUAUAA
This is a messenger RNA of Medicago truncatula (barrel medic), 1316 nucleotides long. RefSeq names its product E3 ubiquitin-protein ligase APD1. Gene Ontology annotation, molecular function: ubiquitin protein ligase activity. The transcript is spliced from 8 exons. Gene Ontology annotation, biological process: cell cycle; protein ubiquitination. The record is from RefSeq and is a predicted model, not a curated record. Bases 39 to 1193 code for a protein of 384 amino acids. Lineage: Eukaryota; Viridiplantae; Streptophyta; Magnoliopsida; Fabales; Fabaceae.